Molecule: messenger RNA, 967 nt
Organism: Diabrotica balteata
Lineage: Eukaryota; Metazoa; Arthropoda; Insecta; Coleoptera; Chrysomelidae
Source: the annotation of a GenBank genome assembly
AUGAAAGAUAUCGACGAUAGCAACAAUAUUUCAGAUUUUAUGGGAGUUAUCCACUACAAGAUAUGCAGAGAGAACCAUCCCGCUACAGAUGAACUACUAGAAAUGAAGCCUGCCGAGAUCAUCGAAUACUUACGAAUAUACCACGAAGAAUUAAGUAUGUGUAUAUACAGCUGGAACAAAUCCAUGGAUCCAUAUUUUCUUAUACACACAGUAAUCGAACUGGGAAUGCUGAUUAUCCAUUGGUAUGCAGUCAUUGCUUACAUGGUUUAUAGCUUUAAGGAUCCUCAGGCCCACACGAUUCACCUUAUUAACUGGGCUUACGUUAUUUUCCACACGUACAGUUUGUUUUUGUUUUUAAAGAAUGCCCAGCAGUUGAAAAACAUGGUAAAUGGACUAAUUAACUUCCUAUUGGAGUAUUCGACAAGAGUUUCCAAUCCUGACGAACACCAACAAAUUAGAUUUUUCAUAGAAAAAAUUAAAAACCACCGUCCUUUUACGGCCAGUGGAGUUUUUACCAUUGAUCUUGGAAUUGCGGGUCCAGUCGUAUUCUUGAUGUUAUUUAUGCUUGUCCAAGUGGAUUCAGCACCUGGACACACUCACCAUCAUGUGCAUCACCGGAUUCAUGUCCCACACAAAGUCAAAACUAUUUAUCACACAAAAAUAAUAAAAGUUCCAGAGCACCACCACUAUUAUCACGAAAAGGAAAAAAUUGUUCCUGUCGAGGUACACAAGGAGGAACCGUUGUAUCCACCUUUGAAAGAAGAAGAUUUUGGAGAAAUAAGCCACCAUUCACUGUACGGCAGCGAACACAAUAUUUUGAAGAAACAUGCUCCAGCUUAUUCAAAAGACAGCCAUAAAAGAAAGGUUUCGAGUAAAAUUAAAUAAACUAAUGUGUGUUAGAUAUUAUUUAUUGUAAAUAUUGUUACCAGUUUGUUGUUCUUUUUAAAUAAAUGUAGUUUAAGUUUUA